Molecule: messenger RNA, 7673 nt
Organism: Phyllostomus hastatus (greater spear-nosed bat)
Lineage: Eukaryota; Metazoa; Chordata; Mammalia; Chiroptera; Phyllostomidae
Gene: PTPN21
Product: protein tyrosine phosphatase non-receptor type 21
Exons: 19
Coding region: 550-4101 (1183 amino acids)
Biological process (GO): protein dephosphorylation
Cellular component (GO): cytoskeleton
Molecular function (GO): protein tyrosine phosphatase activity
Source: RefSeq, a predicted model, not a curated record
UCCCCAGAUCCGCCCGCCCGCCCGGCCGCUCCGCUGCUCCAGCCGCGCGUCCCGAGCCCGUCGGUCGCUCUUCCUGCCGCCCGAGCCCCGCGCGCCUCCUUUGUGAGCCGCUCCCGGCCAGCGGGUCCCAGCUGCAGGCGGUUCCCGAGCCUCGGCCGCCGCCGCCACCGGUCGCGCCCGGGGGGAUGGUCUCCGGGCCGGGUUUUCGGAGACAGGAAGUGUGGCCCACGAGCCCCAUGAGCGCGCCGCGCUGCGGGCGCGGCUGCGGCGGCCGCGCGGCGGGGCCCCGGGAGGCGGGCCGCUGAGCAGGGCGCGCGGCCCCGAGGAUGCGGGCGCCGGAGCAGCACUGGUGUGGAUGCUCCCUUCACCUGGCCUUUGGAGACUCAGUUGCGUUUUAAUGGCGGCGGCAGCGGCUGGGUGAGCAGCCCGAGACUGUGCAGUACCCUUCGGGCCAGGAGGGGGUCGCCCUUCUCCUCCUCCGGCACCACCUCUGCAUUGGUAGCCGUGCUCUUUCCCUUGUUACCCGUCCACUCCUGAAGAGAGAAAAAGAUGCCACUGCCAUUUGGAUUAAAACUCAAACGUACCCGGCGCUACACGGUGUCCAGCAAGAGCUGCCUGGUUGCCCGGAUCCAGCUGCUCAAUAACGAGUUUGUGGAGUUCACACUGUCAGUGGAGAGCACUGGUCAGGAGAGCCUGGAGGCUGUGGCCCAGAGGCUGGAGCUGCGGGAGAUCACUUACUUCAGCCUCUGGUACUACAACAAGCAAAAUCAGCGCCGCUGGGUAGAUUUAGAAAAACCUCUCAAGAAGCAGCUGGAUAAAUACGCCUUGGAACCUACGGUCUAUUUUGGAGUGGUGUUUUAUGUGCCUUCAGUGUCACAGCUGCAGCAGGAGAUUACCAGGUAUCAGUAUUAUCUGCAGCUGAAGAAAGAUAUCUUGGAAGGAAACAUUCCUUGUACAUUAGAGCAAGCAAUUCAGUUAGCAGGCUUAGCUGUUCAAGCUGAUUUUGGUGACUUUGAUCAGUAUGAAUCCCAGGACUUUCUUCAGAAAUUCGCCUUAUUUCCCGUGGGGUGGUUACAAGAUGAAAAAGUACUGGAAGAAGCAACCCAAAAAGUGGCCUUACUGCAUCAGAAAUACAGAGGGCUGCCAGCUCCUGAUGCGGAAAUGCUGUACAUGCAGGAGGUGGAGAGGAUGGAAGGUUACGGGGAGGAGAUCUACCCUGCGAAGGAUAGCCAAGGCAGUGACAUAGCCGUGGGAGCGUGUCUUGAAGGCAUCUUCGUGAAACACAAGAAUGGAAGGCCGCCUGUGAUGUUUCGGUGGCAUGACAUCGCUAACAUGUCCCACAACAAGUCCUUCUUUGCCUUGGAGCUGGCGAGCAAAGAGGAGACCGUCCAGUUUCAGACUGAAGACAUGGAAACGGCGAAGUACGUGUGGAGACUGUGUGUCGCGAGGCACCGGUUUUACAGACUGAACCAGUGCAGCCUGCAAACUCAGACCGUCACAGUGAACCUGAUUAGGAGGAGGUCUUCUUCAAGGAUGUCUCUGCCUAAACCUCAGCCCUACGCGAUGCCUCCGCCGCCCCAGCUGCAUUAUAACGGGCAUUACACGGAGCCGUACACGUCUUCUCAAGAUAACCUCUUCGUGACCAACCAGAACGGUUACUAUUGCCACUCUCAGACAAGCCUGGACCGAGCCCAGAUGGACCUCAACGGCCGCAUCCGGAACGGCAGCGUCUACAGUGCACACAGCACCAACUCCCUGAACAGCCCGCAGCCCUACCUGCAGCCCUCGCCCAUGUCCUCGAACCCCAGCAUCACGGGCAGCGACGUCGUGAGACCCGACUACGUCCCGUCACAUCGGCACAGCGCGCUGAUCCCCCCCUCCUACCGCCCGACCCCGGACUACGAGACGGUGAUGAAGCAGCUCAACAGGGGCCUGGUGCACGCGGAGAGGCAGAGCCACUCGCUGAGAAACCUCAGCAUCGGCAGCUCCUACGCCUACAGCAGGCCCGACGCUCUGGUCUACAGCCAGCCCGAGAUCCGGGAGCACGCCCACUUUGCCUCGCCCCAGUCGGCCCACUGCCCCUUCAGUCUGAAUUACAGUUUCCACAGCCAGUCCCCCUACCCCUACCCCACGGAGAGGCGGCCGGUGGUGGGCGCCGUCAGCGUGCCCGAGCUGACCAACGUGCAGCUCCAGGCCCAGGAGUACCCGGCGCCGAACAUCAUGAAGACCCAGGUGUACCGCCCGCCCCCGCCCUACCCGUACCCGAGGCCCGCCAACAGCACGCCGGACCUGUCCCGCCACCUCUACAUCAGCAGCAGCAACCCGGAUCUCAUCACCAGGCGCGUGCACCACUCGGUCCAGACGUUCCAGGAGGACAGCCUGCCGGUGGCUCACUCCCUGCAGGAGGUCAGCGAGCCGCUCACUGCGGCCCGGCACGCUCACUUGCAGAAGAGGAACAGCAUCGAGAUCGCGGGGCUGACUCACGGCUUCGAGGGCAUGAGGCUCAAGGAGAGGACCAUGUCGGCCUCAGCCGCGGACGUGGCCCCGCGGGCCAGCUCCGCAGGCUCCCAGCCAAACGUUUUCACCGACAGAACGAAGCAGCGAGGAGAGGCGGCCGAGCAGGAAGGCCUGAGAUAUGGCCACAACAAGUCUCUUUCGGAGGCCACCAUGCUGAUACACAGCAGCGAGGAGGAGGAGGAGGAGGAGGAGGAGGAAGACUUCGAGGAACACAGAGUGCAGGCUGUGCUCCCCCAGCGGGCGCGGGAGCCCCGGGGCAGCUACUCCCAGGAGCCGCAGGCGGGCUACUCCUGCGCCUCGGUCACUCCGGGCGUGGGUCCUCUGCACAUUCUUGAGCCCAAGGCCCAGGUCACAGAGGCCGAGAGGAGGGCGAGGGAGGGCAGCCCCGUGCACGGGCUGGCGGAGGCCCAGCGGCCCCGGAGAGACGGGCUGCUCACCCCCUCCAUGUCCGAGUCUGACCUCACCACGUCGGGGCGGUACCGGGCCAGGAGGGAUUCUCUGAAGAAGAGACCGGUGUCCGACCUCCUCUCAGGAAAGAAGACCAUUGUGGAAGGACUGCCGCCCUUGGGGGGAAUGAAGAAGAGCCGAGUAGAUGCAAAAAAAGUGGGUCCUCUCAAACUGGCUGCCCUGAACGGCCUCUCCCUGUCUCGCCUGCCUCUGCCUGACGAAGGGAAGGAAGCAUGUGCCAGAGCCACCAAUGACGAGAGGUGUAAAAUUCUGGAACAACGGUUAGAACAGGGGAUGGUGUUCACCGAGUACGAGAGAAUCCUUAAAAAACGGCUGGUGAACGGCGAGUGCUCCACGGCACGACUCCCCGAAAACGCAGAAAGAAACCGAUUCCAAGAUGUGCUUCCCUACGACGACGCCAGAGUGGAGCUGGUCCCGACCAAAGAAAACAACACCGGUUACAUCAACGCCUCGCAUAUUAAGGUCUCGGUCAGCGGGGUUGAGUGGGACUACAUCGCCACCCAGGGGCCCUUGCAGAACACCUGUCAGGACUUCUGGCAGAUGGUGUGGGAACAGGGAAUUGCCAUCAUUGCCAUGGUGACGGCGGAAGAGGAGGGAGGACGGGAGAAGAGCUUCAGGUACUGGCCGCGGCUGGGCUCCAGGCACAACACCGUCACCUACGGGAGGUUCAAGAUCACCACCCGCUUCCGCACCGACUCCGGCUGCUACGCCACCACGGGCCUGAAGAUGAAGCACCUGCUCACGGGCCAGGAGAGGACGGUCUGGCACCUCCAGUACACGGACUGGCCGGAGCACGGCUGCCCGGGCGACCUCAAGGGGUUUUUAUCGUACCUGGAAGAGAUCCAGUCCGUCCGCCGCCACACGAACAGCACGAGCGAACCCAAGAGCCCCAACCCCCCACUGCUGGUGCACUGCAGUGCGGGCGUGGGCCGGACCGGCGUGGUCAUCCUGUCGGAGAUCAUGAUCGCCUGUCUGGAGCACAACGAGGUGCUAGACAUCCCACGGGUGCUGGACAUGCUGCGGCAGCAGAGGAUGAUGCUGGUGCAGACCCUGGUCCAGUACACGUUCGUGUACAGAGUUCUCAUCCAGUUUCUGAAAAGCUCCAGGCUCAUAUGAGCUCCCGCGGCUUCCGGAGGGGACCCCACCAUGUGAAGCGUUUACAGUAGGAAAAGGGCGCAGUGCCCCACUCACACUCCCCGCUCGACGCGCCCACGCAGAGCGCUGGCUGCGUGGGGAACAGGCGCAGUGUGAAUGCAGUGCGCCGAGGAUGGUGCGGAGCGCGGGCCGCAGGCCGCUCCACCUGGGGCUCCACCCGGGAAGACACAGAGGCAGGCGGCGGCGUGGCGUCGAGGGCCCGGCCUGCCCCGGUCUGUCCGGCGUGCGGCGCUUGCACGGCUCUCGGAGGCUGUGUUUUCCGGACAAUUCUGUGUUUUACUGAAGCUGUGCAACUCUGGCAAUCAUUAACACACAUAGAUUUCUCUCUUAAAGGUUUUGCUAAUGGAAUUUUUAUUUUAUGGCUAAACUAUGUGGGGUUUUCUUGUUGAGAAACUGAACUUUCCGUGAGCACAAUCCACCAACACGAGUGGUUCCUUUGUAACUUUGUAUUUAAAACCAUGUUAUUAUCUUUUGAUAUUUUUUAAAAAACCUUGGGUACCUAACAAUUUAGUUAUCAAAUCCAAACUACAAGAAGAAUCUAAAAGUGUUAUUUUGAGACAUUUAGAAAGCAUUUUUAUAUUCAGAAAAUUUUUUAUCCUAAAAAUUCUAUAUAUUUGUACCUUCUGUAUUUUCCGAACAAGAGUUCAACUCACUAAGGUACGGAUGGGAGUCAGUGAAGGGCAAGCUGGGAAUGAAGGCACAUUAUUUAAAAAUGGGAGAGAAUCAUCGGAUUCACUUUUUUUCAGUAUUAUUCAUGAACCUCGAUGAGUUUGAUUUUAUUGGUUGAAAACGAGAGGAAAAACAAUUGCAUAGGAUGGGUUUAAGCACUUUGUUAAAAAAACCAGUGAGUCGGAGUUUUAACGGACGUGUUGCUUCGCAGAUGGAACGGUAACAGUAGCAGAAGGGAGGGCUUUGGACGAGGUCAGGAGUCAGAGCACGUGGGAGGGCCAGACAGAAGUUCGCGCAGUGGACGUGCAGGGCGGUUGGUGCCGGGUGCCUUUGUUUUCACAGAGUUCAGUGUUCUCUGUGCUCAGACGAUGGAGGUGCUGGGAUGGGGCGUGGGGGGCUGGGGGUUUGGGGCUCCCCGCCCCCCAGAGGUAGGUCUCCCCAGGAAGUUCAAGGCCUGUCACUGCUGGUGACCCAUUGUUUCUUUGGAGUUCUUCCACCUCAACCUCUAAUUUUUAACAAAUAAAAUCAAGUUUAUAUUAUCAUCGAAAGGAGCCUUGAGGAGACUUUAUUAUUUUUGCUGUUGUUGAAAGAAGAGAAGAAUCUCGCCCCUUCUCCCAAAACCACAGCCCAGACUUGUGGGGCUCCCAGAGGUUGCUGUGGUGCUAGCUCCCUAACCCCCAACUUCUCCCCAGGUCACUUUUAGCAUCCCAGCCUCCCCUCCCCCGCACAGUGGGCAGAACAAGGCUGAAGGGGGAGAGUGUCGCCUCCGGCCCAGCUGGAGAUGGCCUUGUCACAGUGGGAGUCGAGCCGGUAGGGGCUGGCCCAAAGGUCAGCGGGUCAGCGGAGGGGCCAUCCCGUUCUUCCUUCUUUUGAGGCUGCUUCUCCAAAACACGGAGCAGAAUGUCAGAUCCAGGGCUCUUCCUCCAAUUACGCUAUCCUAGGGGUGUCUCCAGUUCCCGUGUUGACUCCUAACGCGGUGCCGCUUGCUGCCGUGACCACUCAGUCUGUGGUGGCGGUUGUGUGAGACGGGCUUCCUUCACACUGUGGGUCUGCCUCGCCCCGAGCACCCCGCAGCCAGCCACUGCAGUGGGGGACGCAGGAAGUGUUAGCGAGGAGGAAUAUGGCACGUGAGCACAUCCGUCAUUAGGAACACAAUAUCAGUUUUAAAUCUGAAACCGUCUUUAAUAAGAGUGCUGUGCAAAGAGCAGUAGACCUCAGUGUAGGUACUGAGGAUGAGCUCCUCAGGAGAAGGGGGUGAACGUUCUGCUGUGGCAGUAGUUCCCAUCUCCGCACCACGUGAAGGACCGGGGUGCUUCUGGUGAUCUGUUUUCCUUCCGUGGUGGGUAUUUUAAGAAGGCUUUUCUGUCGGGCCGAAGCACUCGGAAGCGCCCGGCCGACAAGAACCCGUUGUGGGACAGAGCCUGCAGCACCAGGUGGCGCGUUGGUGUCCCGCUGUUACAGGUGGGUGACGGGAGAUGCUGGGGGCUGGCUGUGCUGACGUUGCUUUUCCAGUGUUGCCGGUCUGACCACGCUGCUCAGACCUUGUCCUUUUCUCGUCCCUUUUAAGUUUUUAAACUUUCAGUUGCCAUUAGUGACUGCGAAAGUGUUUCUGAAUAAAAGCAAAUCUAUGUUAUAUAGACUUUGAAAUAAUGUGAUUUUUCAAGAGGGAACUCUAAAACGUUGAGGUUUCACAGUUUUACCCUGUCCGAAUUGAGAGGGUUCCUCUUUGCCAAACUCAUGCUUCGGCACCUUAGUGUCUUUUGGUCCCUUGAUAUUAUUCAUUCAUUUCAAAUCCAAAUUACCAAAAUGUACAUUUUGACCAAAAGUAGGUUAUAAACCAGUGCUUUUCAGCGACAAAUUUUGGCGUCUCUGGCGUUUGUUCUCCUGGUGAGUGGGGGUCUUCUGAUGAAGGGUCCGGUCGGCGCUCGUGAGCACGGAAUGCUCAGUUUAGCAUCUCAUCCGGGAUGUUGCCUGCAACCGCCGUCGUCAUUCUUUCCCGGAACAUCGACUGUGAAGCAUCGAGAAAGCCCUAGAGUUUAGCCUUUGAAACCUUUUGGCAGGAUUAAAACAGAAGCUGUACCCGUGCUUCCUUAGAAUCUUCCAGAAAGAGCAAGGUCCAGGCAGAAACACAGAGGAGGGUGUUGCGUUGCUGGCGCUGCCAGCUUUUCUGGGAAGCUUUUGUUGUCAGAAAAAAACAGUAAAUUUCAAAUGGGUUGGUAUGGUAAUGUUCGCAACCUUAAGAAAAUUUAAAUGUAUAUGUUAUAUAUAUUAUAAAGCUUUAUAUGUAUUAAACUAUAAAACUGGAGGUCAGCUGCAGCUUAUUAAGUUCAGGUUUAAUUGGGAUUUUGUAUGGACACGUGGAAACAAGAAUUAUUGUUUACUAUGGGUCGUUUUUAAAGUCAGACUAAAACGUCUUUUUGUAAAGGAACUCUUUAUAAAUUUAAGGAAUUUGCUUCUCCUCAAGAUUUUAUGUGGAACAAGCUAAAACUGUCUGUUUCCAGUUUAAAGUUUGAUUUUAAAAUAUCCAAAUUGGAGGGGGCUCUUUUUUUGAGCUGAGGAAUAGAUGUUUCAAAAUAGCGAAAUUGUUAACAUUAGGGAUUUGCCUGGGAAAACGUCUCUCAAAAGAACGUCAGUUUUUCAGAUUCUUAUAGAUAAGAGUUCUAUUUACCCCUGUGUGUACAAUUAGAGAAAAAUGAGGAAAAAUCAGGAAGCCCAGUUGCUUGCAGUUUGUGUGUGUGUGUUGGGGGAGGGCGGAUAGAGAGAGAACCUGAGAGAGCACAUGAAGGGGUCCUUGGGUUGCUCACGUGGCAUUGUUUUCUGUACAAUACUACAGGCAGUUCUGAAAUAAAAAUUAUGCUCUCAAA